This is a messenger RNA of Callorhinus ursinus (northern fur seal), 1424 nucleotides long. The record is from RefSeq and is a predicted model, not a curated record. Lineage: Eukaryota; Metazoa; Chordata; Mammalia; Carnivora; Otariidae.
AUAGCAGUCCCCCGAGGGGCCAAGGAGGGGACCGCCCAGCUUGGACGGAUGGGGACCUCACAGAGUCCGCCCCAGCCCUCCUGCCCCACUGGGGCCCGUGUGCCGUGCUCUGUGUCUGCACCCCGAAGUGACACCUGCUUUUCUCCUCCAGGGGCUUCCAGAGCUCAGAGUGGAGGCCUAGGUCCGAGGCAGGAGCCUCUAAGGUCCCAGAGCAGGGGAGGUGCAGGUUCAGCCUGACACAAACGCCAUGCCCCUGGGUCAGAGGGGUGAGCUCUGGAAGCUGGAGGAAGACCCCGGCCCGGCCCAGGGCCUGAUGGAGGCACAGCUGUCGGGGGCUGGGGAGGAGGAGGUCCCCCGCGCCCCCUCCUCCUUCUCCGCUUCGGCCUCCUCCCAGUCCGCGGCCACAUCUGGCUCCUGCUCUGCUCUGUUUCUGGUCCCCUCGGAGGAGGGGUCUGCUGCUGGGUUCCAGAGUCGUCCCCAGAGCUCUCUGAGUGCCUGCCCCUCCCCCACUGCCCAGGCAGCCACUGCCUGCAGCCAGCCUGACCAGGGCUCCAGCAGCUCCGAUGAGGAGGGGACGAGCCCCUGCGAGGAGCCCGAAGAACCCCAGCCGGGGCUCCAAAACCUACUCCAGGGGAAGCUGGCCGACCUGGUGGAGUUCCUGCUCCUCAAGUAUCACACCAAGGAGCCGACCAGCCAGGCAGAGAUGCUGGAGAUCGUCGGCAAGGAUGCCCAGGAUGCCUUCCCUGUGAUCUUGGGCCAGGCCUCUGAGUGCAUGCAGCUGGUCUUUGGUAUGGAUGUGAAGGAAGUGGACCCCAGCGACCACUCCUACGUCCUGGUCCCCGUCCUGGGCCUCACCUACGAUGGGAUGCUGAGCGGUGAGGAGGGAGUGCCCAAGACCGGCCUCCUGGUGGUGCUCCUGGGGGUGAUCCUCCUGCAUGGCGACCAUGCCCCCGAGGAGGAGGUGUGGGAAACGCUGGGGGUCAUGGGGGUGUAUGCCGGCCAGGAGCACGUCAUCUACGGGGAGCCCAGGGAGCUCCUCACCAAGGUCUGGGUGCAGGAAGGGUACGUGGAGUACCGGCAGGUGCCCGGCAGCGACCCUGCCCGCUACGAGUUCCUGUGGGGUCCCAGGGCCCACGCCGAAACCAGCAAGUUGCAAAUGCUGGAGUAUUUGCUCCGGGUCAGGUGCGGGCAGCCGGCUUCCUCCCUGGCCCUGUCUGAAGAGGCUGUGAGAGAUGAGGAAGAGGGGGCCUGAGCCCCGGGGUCCACCAGGCCCUUUCCAGGCUUUGCUGGGUUCGGCAGCCUCUCCCGCGGGGUGCUGGGCAUGAAGUGAGGCCGCUUGCUGGUUCUUCCCUGUGUGUGUGUUUGUGUGUGCGCGUCAAGUCAGAGCCCUGGGCGUUUUAAGGAGUGCAGGGCCAGGGAGGGUU